ACCAUUUGAUCCAGAUGCAGAAAAUUCCUAAGAUAAUAAACGCCCAGACAUGAUUAAUCCAAUAAAUUUAGUUGCCUAAUAUCAGUACAACGAGCUUGAUGACAAAUCUACCCAAGCAAAGCACAACCUCUCCCAUAUUGUGCACCUCGACGUUUCAGUUUCCGCUCGGUUACCCAAAACCAAUUAAAAUAAAAACAAAUUUCAAACUGCAGUUAUUAUUUACUGGCGGCUCGAAGGACCAACGCCGGCCCAAUCACCCAGACGACGUUGCAUUAUUACCCGGCAAAUCGCUCGCUCAUAAAAUGCAUUUCCUGCAUUAUUCGCUUGCCUGCCGUGCGUAUUUCAUAUUCGACGAGCCUGUUGCUGCGGAGAAACGUGCAGGAAUGGCAACGCAGGACGAUCUGCGCUUCAUGCGCUUCCCGGCUUCAAACGCGCAAUUCAGUGUAUCUCGAGGUGUUCGACGGAACGCGUGAUUUAUUGAACGCAGUCGGUCCAAGCCCGAGUUUUCAUUCAAAUUCACCAAUACAAGAAACAAACCCUGACUAUUUUUUACCUAUUUACCACUUAAGCACCGACCAAUUUUUACCUUUUGAAAGAACCAUUUUUGAAGCAUCUUUUUCUAUAUAAAACUGCGUCACACGGUCCGGGAUUUGAAAAACGACCGCGAGAGGUGUCCACUAUAUUUAACGUUCUUAUUGACGCGUCGUUGCCGGUUCGCGCUGAAUGAUAAAAAUUGAAUAAGGGAAAUAAAACCCUAUGGUAGUUGGGUCCAAUGCUAUCCCACAUGGUCGGAGGUCACCCCGCAGGUUAUCAGGGCGGUUACAGUGACUAUACUUACCUAACCGUUUCCGGAAAUCAUCAUCAGUAUCAGUGUAAUGUGCCCCAUCAUCAGCAAACUGUUUGUGAAAAUGACAUGCUGGGAUCUUAUGAGCAACCCUUUCAACCGAUAAAUCAGAGCGUCAGUUCGACUUAUAACAAUAAUCCCUUUACUGUCAGCAAUGUAGCUAGGAGUAGUACAAGUACGACUACUGGUUACUGUGGCGGGACGCCUGAAAACAACAUGUUGCCCAAUCAGCCAUCGACAUCUAAUGAUCGACAUUGGUAUAAUCAGUUUCAAGCUCAACCUCACCGUCCGACCUACAAUUAUGCUAAUCCUAGCAGUAGUCGCGAAAUGCGCAACAAAGCCGAGAAACAGCGACGGGAUCGGCUAAAUUCGUUUAUAGCCGAACUGGCUACUUUGGUACCCCUGAUAUCCAGAAGCGCCAAACGUUUGGACAAGACCAGCAUCUUAAGACUGACCGCUACACAUUUACGGAUUUAUCAAACUCUCGUCAAAAAUAAAGGCAACUCUCAAAUGGAACUACCACCGCACGUAGACCAGUUCGUUUUGGAGCAAUUGGUCUGCGAUCAGAUGGGAGGAUUCUUGCUCAUUAUAAGCCCCGUUAAUGGAAAGAUUAUAUUCGUUUCUCACACGGUAGAGACUCUACUAGGACACCUACAAACAGAUCUUAUGGGCCAAUCGUUGUUCACAGUAACAGCAUCCGAAGACCACGAUCGGUUACGAAUGUAUCUGGGAUGCGAAGGAGAAAUUGAACAAAGUUGGAAAAAGUACUUUAACAUAAAAAUUAGGAGAGCCGGACCGAAAUCGGAAGCACCCCACUACGAGGCGGUCAGAUUAAUGGGUAUUCACAAGCACGCGAAUUUAUCUCCGGGCUCGAGCAGUAGUGGAGCUGCCAGUCCCACGUCUUCGGCAGCAUCGACUUCGUCAUUGCAGACUACUCUUAAUACCGAUGUGUUAGUAUUUUUCGUAAAACUGUGCCGUCCUCAACCACUAGUUGACCGACUAGUAGCGGCAUCCAAAGACGAAUACGUGACACGUCACCUGAUUGAUGGCAGAAUAGUCGCCUGCGAUCAGCGGAUCUCUUUAAUAGCCGGCUACAUGACUGACGAGGUUCAAGGGCACAGCGCUUUCCAAUACAUUCACCAGGAGGAUGUUAGAUACACGAUGAUAGCUUUAAGGCAAAUGUAUGACAAAGGUGAGAGCAAAGGUAACUCGUGCUACAGAUUAAAAUCUCGCAACGGUCAAUUCAUUUACUUGAAAACGUUCGGGUUCCUGGAAAUCGACGAUCAGGGCAUCGUGGAGUCUUUUGUUUGUGUCAACGUUCAAGUGGACGAGUCUGAAGGGAAACAUCACAUUACUGAAAUGAAGAGGCGGUUUCGUGCUAUGUUUACCAGCUCCUUAGCCAGCUUACCGUACGAGGAGCGGUGUAUAGAGGAAGGAUUUCAAGAAAUGAGGCGCCAUGUCGACGAAUCAUGGGGGUCGCCCGUGGAACCGAUCGCCAUCACGGCCCCCGCAAUCAAACCAGACCGAACCGAGGAUCCCCAAACAAUCGAGGCGGCCGUAAACGAGCUGAUGCAAAAUUUGCCGUUGCCCGGACCGGAAACACCUGCAGGUGACGCGAUUAACUGUCCCACAUCCCACGGUACCAAGGAGGCCAAUGUCGAUGUCGUCCCCGUUAGGAAACCAAGUGUACAUAAUCCCGGAAAGGGGAAUCAUCCGCAAAUCGUCAUAAAACAGGGCACGAAACGGUCGCAGUCCGAGUCGCCAGAUGUCACGCAAAAGAGACAAAGGCUCAACAGCGUCGAAUCGGAGCCCCCACAAUUGUCGCCGCCUGAUCCGAGAGAUAUGCCUUAUGGUAACGGUCGCCCAUUGAUGCCAAAGCUGGAAGAGCCGUUCCAGCCGCCAAACACGCAUCCUGACGUGUUACGGCACCAAUACCAUCACAUGGCGUGAAAGAUACGUCGGCGACCAACCACGUUGCAAUGAGAACUAAAAAAAAAAAAGACUGAUCAUAGGCCAUACUUAGGAGAAGCUAGAGAGCGAGUGAGCGAAAGAAAAUGAUGAAAAUAAAAUCGAAAAACCAAACCGGCGCCGUCACGGAUUUUAACAAAACUAUUGUACAAAGGAACUGACCAGGAGCCCCAUCCCGCCCCUAAAAACAGACUGAUUUUCCUAGUGAACUUUUGAAUCCCCUUUAUAUUGUUGUUAUUCUAUGUUAUACACGUAACCUGCGUAGAUACAGUACAUACAUUAUUAGAUGUCAGUGAUGAUAAGGUGGCGAUACAGGGUUUUUGGUUUCGUGUUUUUUAAGUGGUUCUUGGUUCUUAUAUUAAUUAGUGCCAAACGAAUUUUAAGAAACUAGUGCGAUAGCUAUUCGAGAAUUUUUUUCUGUUUGAAUUUCCAGAUAUUUCGUUGAGUUUGUGACGAGUUAUGCCCUUACAAUUUAUACAGGAUAACACUAUCUAGUGUUACCAGUUUGACUAGUGAUACCCAUAAAUUUAAUGCAACAAGAAUUCUUGUUGCAUUAAAUUUAUUAAAAAAGCAAUGUUUUCAGCUUGAUUCCAUGGUCACCAUUUGGAAAUUACGAGAUCGACUAAAUUCGGUUAUUUUCUCGCAGUUAUUAAAAUGCUAUUUUUAAAACUUUGAAAUUAGUGAUUUCAAAAAUGCGGAAAUUUUUAAAGUUAUAAUAAAAAUGUUAUUAAUCUAUCUAAAAGCCGAAUAUGGCGUCCAUAAGAGCGAAACGUCGAAUCAGAAAUCACUGACAUGCAUCUAGUGAAAAUAGUGAGGUAAAUGUGCAAUCAAUUUAUAAUUUGUUUUAAAAUGGAGCCAGGAAUUUAAAAAAAAACGAUUUUCCUUAAUUUCGAUUUUUUCCGCAGACUUUCAGAACUACUUGAAAUUUUUAAAAUUUUAAAACAGCAGACCUCCUACCCCUUACAAGACCUUACCGAGAUAAAAAAAAAUUGAGUUUGGGGUUGGUUUGGUAUUUUACGCCGAUAAAGUUGGGUCAAAAGGUAGGGAAAAUUAUUUUAAAAAAUAUUCGAAAGGGUUAAGGGAGGGAUUUAGGGAGUACACAAUUGUGUGUCUAGGGAGUCAACAUUAGAAAUGUGUGAAAUAAAAUGUAUUACUUUGUAUGGAAUGAAAUAAAACAGUUUUUAUCUUUGGUUAAACAAAGAAAAACAUUACAUUUUAGGCAACGCAUUCUGGACCGACUUUUGCACCCUUUUAACCUGCAUUUAACUGGGUUCUUCAUUUCUUCAUUCUUUGGCCAGUGUUCAAAACCAUCAAAGCGUUUGUUUGCACAGGGCAAACUGGAAGGCAUUCUUCUCUUUUUUAUUUCAUUUCCUUCAACGCUAGUCUUUUCCUCUAUAUUUUCUUGGCAUUCUGUUUCCUCCAAUACACGCUUCUUAGUACCGGCAAUCACAUAUUCCCCAAGAUUAAGUCUAAAUUCCAAAAGAUCCAUAAUAUCUUUGCUUCGAAGGUUUUGACUAUAACAAUCCCUUCGAUACUCCAUCCAGCUGUUUACUAUUGCUAAGUGCAACAAAUGUAGGAAGCCUUUAAGAGUUCAUUUCCGGGUUCGAAAGAAAGAUCGAUAGUACUCCAUCAUUUGGUCGCAAACAUCUACACCACCCAUGUUUUCGUUGUAUGAUUUAACAACACCUGGGCAUGCUAUGCCUCAGUGGCGGCUCGUGACAGUUCAGGGAGGUAGGGCCAAACCUUGAUCUAAUUUUAUCAUGACCGAAUGAGCGAUCGAAAUUAUUACAUUUUAUUAUCAAAAUAUAACGCAAUAAGUUUUCUAUUUUUUUUUUGUAGAUAAAAAUAUACAUUUUAAAAAUUUUGAAAUUUAAGGAAAUGAACUUACAAAAACUACAUGGAAAUGUCAAUACUUCAGGUCACAGGCAACAUACAGUUUUCCAUAUUUACAGUAAGGUACACAAAUAAGUAAUUUUAUUGUUUUUAAUAACUCAAAAAAAUUUUUCUAUAUUUAAAUCGAGCGCCCUAACUCCUUUAUUUCUACUUUUUGUUCCAAUGAUAAAGUGGAAAAUGGAUUUGCAUUUAAAAAACUAAUUUUAUUCAUUGUUUUUAAUAUUCAACAAAAAUAAAAAACACCAACAAAGCCGAAAACGCCAGCCAAAUAAAAUAAAAGGUCUCUACGGAACCGCGAACGUCCGAUGAAUAAUCAAAAUUCAAAACAAACAAUAUCACGCACGUUUUGCUAGAAAAGAUUCUAUUGGUUUGGAGCCCGGCCCAAAAUUAUUUAAUUUGCCGUAGCUUUACCACAUUGUUUCAAGGACAUUUGCUGUGAUUAUUUGAUGUAACACGCAUCGAUACGGGGCCUGACGCGACAACUACGUCUUCGAUUUCGCAUUAGCGAAAUUUGCGGAAUCUUGCACUGGCUGCGUUCCAGUAUUUUAAUUUUAUAAUUGGUAUUAAAUAUUAAUAUACAGAUAUUUUUUUGGACUGAAGUAAAAUUUAAAAAAUAAAUAAUUUUUUUAAUUUUCAACGUUUAUUAGGUAGAGCCAUGGCACUGUGGCUCUACCCCAAAAGCCGCCACUUUUCUCCACCCGAAUUAAACAUUUUUUGAUCCUUAUAACACUAGUAAAUAAGAAAAUCACAAUUGUGACAUCGGGUAGCGUAAGGGCUACCAUUUCUAAGAUUCCACCGAUCGAAUUUGGUAUACGUUAUGUCUGUCUCUAUUUACUUUUUUAUGCGAACAUUUUUGCCGAAAGUUUUUAUAGUGUGGGUUUAAACGUAAAUUUGCCGCGAAUUUUCUCUUAUUAAAAUUCGUUUCUCACUAAUUUACUAUAGACUCAAGCUUAUGGUAUUGUAAAAAAGUCGAUGUUAGUAAGGGGCAUUUGUGCAACGUGUUAUUUAUCAGUAGAACCUUAUCAGAAAAAGUGUUAAAAAGUCACGUAUUUGAUCAUUUUAUUAAAAAAAAAUGUUCUUUUCCACCAUGAGAUGUCACGAAUUAUGGUGACAAUCUCUAAUUGCUUUAUCGUUACAUCGAUUAAUAUUAUUUUUAAAUUUUCCCCAUUUUCUUGAAUCUAAUUAUUAUAAGAAAUUAUGGUCUGUUUUUUCAAUGCGGCAAAAAUGUUUUUCGUCCUUGAUGGAUCAAUCACGUUUAGAAUUUGCCGGUUAUCUUGUAAUCUUAACGGCAUUCAAAUUGGCAGUGAUUUUUCUAUAAUUUUGCAUAAUAUUUAUUAUCAUAAUUUAAAGAAUUAAAAUGGCUUGUGCUAUUUACCGGAAGGUGCUUGGACUCAAAAUAUGUUCUCUAUGAUUAUUUUAAAUUAUACAAAUAUUAAUUAUAGAGCUCUAAAAAAAUAUUUAAAAAUUUGUAAGUUUAAAAAUUGUGGAGAAUAUUUUCCAGUUCAUCAUACUCGAGCAAAUAGUUUAGUCACAUACUAUAAAUUAAGACAGAAAAAGCGUAAGAUCAAAAAUUAAAAAGACAUUAGCAUGCCAGAAAAGUGAUAUUUGCAUAUUUUGAUAUAAUUAUUGUAUGGCAAAAUUUAUUUUAAGAAAUUGGUGGAUUUCAUAUUUUUUUGAUAUUGUAAGAAAUUAAUGACAAUAAAUGAAUUUUUGAUGACAAGGCAAGCAAAACUGCAAUAUUAUAAUUUCUUAAUGAAAAAUGUGCAUAAAAAGUGCUAUAUAUUUUCCUAAAUAAGCUACAAGCUAAAAUAAAUAAAUGCCCAAAAAGAAACCCAAACAAAGCGAAAAAAAUACCGAAAAUUGCCAAUAAAUAUGAUUUAUAAAAAAAUGAAGAAAAGAGAAAACUAUACCCUCGAGUGUAAUAUGGUUUGGCAGCACAGUUGUAUAUACAUUUAAAAUAAAUUUAUUUUUAUUUAUUGGUAAUAAAACCUCUGAGAAAUUAGGAUCUUAAAAAUUGGAAAAAUCCAGCAGUUUCUCAAACAAAUCGUAAGAAAAUUAAAAAUUGGAAAAAUCUACUUAGAAAAUAUGGCCCCCUAAGAAUAAACAUAAAAAGAUAACAUGUAUAGCAGAUGUGUUUAUUUGUAAGCUUUUCUUUAUUUAAUUAACACUUUUUCUGAUUAUCAUUGUGCGGAUUAAUGAAAAACGAAGUCAACCACUUAAAAAUCAAAAUGGUUUUGUUGAUAAAAUAAGAAAAGUUAUGUACCAAAACUGAAUAGAUGUAAGUUUUAAUGAAUGUAACAGCUCUAAAAAUGAGAAAGUACAAUAUUUAUAUAGUACCUAAUAAUCAUACAGGGUGGGCUACAAUGAUAGAUUUUCUUAUUUUAUUAUGCAGGUUUAGAUUAUUUUGUCUGAAUUAGUAUAGAAUAAACUAACCACUCUUACCAGUACCUAUAGAUAAAUAACGUUAGUGUAAAAACAGGGUAACCUUUUUCAUAUUUUUACACGGACAGAAUUAAAUUACCCUUUAAUAACAAAUUACAGUUAGAAUUACUUUAAGCAGCUGGAACACUAAAGAUAUUUCCUUACCAAGACCAUAAAGAAUGAUAAUUUGUAAAUAGCAAAUAUCCGUAGAAGUUAAGUUACUUUUUAUGUUGUGUUUGGACUAGAUAUAUGUACAUUUAUUAGUUAUUGGCUAAUACGUGGCCAGGUGUCUUUAUUAAUAAGUCCAUUUAAUUCCAAAAAAACAUCCGACGGUUGUUAUUUUUAAAAUGGUUACAUGAUUAUUCAUUUGGCAUUUAUGCGGACUAUUUGAUUAGUUAAAUUAGAACUUAACUUUAACACUUCUUCGUUUGAAAUGGAGCUAGAGCAGGCUGAAGGUUCAAUAUUCAGUUUAUUCAAAGAAUUACUUAGUUCAUUGAUCAAAAGCCAUGAGUGGAAAGACUUGGUGGUGAAACCAGUACCAAAAUCUGACUCCUCACGAAACUGGUCUAUUCUGUACCAAUCUCCAAGAUGUAGUUGUCCCGGAUUGUAGGAAUUGCACACUUAACGAUAGUCUUAGCAAGCACUACGGUAUAUCGGAAAAUACUCUCGACUGUUUUUUUGGAAAUGCCAAUUGAUCGACAAAACGAAAAAAUCAAUUUUUGAAUUUUUGGCAAAUCCUACCGACUGCGCCAAUUAAAAAUCGGUUUCCCAAAAUUUUGUUUUUAAAAAAACUUUUAAUUAAAUAUAUAAAAUAAUAAAGUACAAUACGUAAGUUUCUCAUCAAUAGCCAAGCUCCAACUAACUCGUAAAAGGCAUAAACAAAAGUUAUAAUAUAAAAUAAUUGCUAACUUGUAAUUUUUUCUGUUAGAUCUGGAACCGGUAGUUUCGGUAAUUUAUUUUUUGUGAUAUCGCUCAUUCGAAAGAAUAACGACUCAAGUCAAAAUAACAAAUUAUUCAGGAGAGGCAUUUAAAAAAAAAAUUCAAUACAAUUUUUUAAUAUUUUAACUAAAUAAAUUGUAUUCUAUAAGCAAAAAUUUUUAAAAAUUAUACAUUUAGCAAUUCUUUGGCAAAAGGUGAUGCCAAUAUUCCAAAACUUUAUACAAAACAGUGUUUUUUUUUUUUUACUUUGUUUCGACUUAUGACACUGUUUCUUAUAAACACGUAUCCCUUUUUUAAAAUAAAAUGUAUGGAAAACAUUAAAAUAAAAGACGAUUUCGUUCCUAAAACUUUAAUUUUUUAUCUUAAAAGAACUGCUGUAUUGCACAAAACAUAAACACAAAACACAAGUACGUACAUAAUUAUGUAAAAUAAACACAUAAAAGUUUAUAAACUUAAGAUUAAUUACAGAAAACAUGAAACUUAAAAUUAAUAAGGAAAAAAAAACACUGAAACUUAUAACAGCAAGAUAUUAAUAAGUUUACCUAAAGGUUAUUAUAGUAACUUUUAUAAAUUUUAGGAAUAGCAGAACCUUUAUUGGUGUUUUCAUUAAAUAAUGAAAGUAGGUUUUUUUUUUAUUAUCGCUUAUUCCAAUUUUAUUUUGAUAAGCUAAUAAUAACCCAUUGAUUGGCCCUGUUAUUCUUCCUCUUAUGGUCUUAGGCUUUUCUAUAUCUACGUCGUCAAAGUUUUCUUGUUCAAAACACAUUUUAUAGAAAAUCUUAUCUGGAUUAUUUUUUUGCACUUUUAAAACUUAAGUACAUCGGAAAUUUUAGAUGGUAAGUUAGUUCCUAUGCCUACAGAGUUAGCCAAAGCUUUACAGUCAUAGAAAUCGCUGUAUGACAUUUCUUGAACUUGGUAAGGUUCUCCGGUCUUUUUCGCAGUUCUGAUUAACGUCACAUAUUGUUCUGGAACGUAAAUUGGGCCAGAUUUCAAAACACUUCAUGUUUUUUUCAAUUAAAGCAUGGGCGUUAUCACAUGCAUUUUGAGAGUGUCCGGAAAUUAAGUAUUUAUGAAUAAUACUAUUAAUUUUUGAUAAGUGUGUAACCGCAUAAAUGUAAAUUGAAACAAAAAACCUGUUUUUCUGUUGUCCAGCACAGUUAUCGGAGUAAAAUAUUAAGUCUCUAUCGCUAUUAAAAGUUUCAUUCAAAUGUUUUAAAUAAUUGAAGACACACGUACCUAUCUCAUUGGCUCCUCUAUGACCUUGUGCCUCAUGCCACACGUAACAUAAAACUGCUUUUGUUUUCAUGUCAGAAAUUGUAAAAUUAAAUACAUUUAACUUGGGCACGUAAUAGAAAGAGGAUGCAUUACCUUUCGGGCAAAGUAAUACUGCCUGGAGAUCAUAGGCAGCUACAAAAGCUAAUGACUCUCUGUCAGCCUCUUUUUCGAUCCGCGAAAAUUCUUUUUGAUUUAAAUGUUCUUCAUAUUUGUCCUUUAGUCUUUGUUUAUCGCUAUCACAUCCAUUUUCAAAAGCGACGCAUAACUGGCAUUGGUCCUUUUUAGGUAUAAAAAAGGAAAUGUUGUAUUCUUCAAUAAAUAUUUUGUAAUACAUAACAUAAUUUGAUGCUGUUUUUUUCGCUUCCUCGCGUUUUUUCUUAUAAUCACGAUGUAAAUCAGCGACUGUUAAGCCACCCUCGAUAAAUUCUUUAUUAGUAUUGGAUCGGCGAUAAUGGCUAGGUAUUCUAGGAACUGAAUAUGUUGAUGUAUGCUCUGCUUUAUUUCCUCAUCUAAUUUAAAGUGGCUGGCAUGUUUUCCGCGUAGGUCACUUUUAAUAAAUUGUGGAUGCUCAGGAUUCCUUUUACUGAUAACAGUUCUGAUUGGACGAUCAUUGAUUGAUAAAGAGUUCUUAAAAAAUAUUUUGCAAACUCGAAUUCUUUUAUCCUUGACCUCAAAGUGAAAAGCGUUAUUUGGUUUACGAUUACUACCUUCUCUAACGUAUCUGUAUCGGGGAAGAAUAACUGUCGUACUUGCGCUAAGAAAAUCACGCUGUCUUUGAAGACUAUUUAAUUUCCAAUAUUUUCCAAAAAUAUUUAGACGCUGCUCCUCAGUAAAUUUAGUAAAACACUUAAGUUUGCACUUUUUAUCACAUGGUGGUUGUAUAUGCCUUUCUAAAAAGAUCUUUUUUGUCUUGGCAUUUCUAUACUCUUUACCUGUAUUUCUAAGACGCUUAGCUGCAAUCUUUCUUUUCCUGCUCUUUUUCUGAAUAUCAUCUGGUUUCACAUUUUCUUCUUCAGAGGAAGAGUCAGAAACUGAGGAUGCACUUCAAGUACUACAACUCGAAGAUGAUGAAGAUGACUAGUUAACAUAAUCUGUAUCUUUAACUGAGUCAUCGGAAUCUUCAAUAUAUUCAAGAAACUCUUGUUGUCGACCUGUACUUGGACCUUCAUACUGGCUUGCAUUUUUGCAGUCAUUUAUAUUGUCCCGGUUUGAAAUUUGUUGAGAAUGGUUCAGUUCCUGUUGGUUUUCCUGGAUAUCUAAAAACAAAUUUGUUUGUAGCAUUACGUUAAAAUAACAUGGAAUCUUUAGCUUUAUUAAUGAUGUUACUUGUUACUUACCAUUCUCAUUUGUCUUCCAUUCUAAAAUGUCAGUACCUGGCGUAGUAGUAACAUCUUUUAAUGCAGGAUCAAUACCAGGGGUAUUAACAGAAGUAGGAACAUCGGUACUGCACUCGCCUGUAAUUUUGAAUGUGUUUAGAAAAGCGCCAAUUUAGUUUUUAAUAAAUUUAAAUACAUUUUUUGGAUGUGUUAUUGGUUUGUAAGUAAUUUUUCAGAAGUCGAAUUUAAAUUGUUUCGAUAUUCAAAUUAACUAUUUUAUUUAAUAUAAUAAAAGUAAUAUACAUUUUUUAUAAUUAUUACCUCGGAGAUUAUUAACUUCAUCCCGGAGCAAUCGUAACUCUCCUAUGUCUUCUCCGUGAGUAAUCAUGCUCACCAUCCGUAAUGUCCGAUUUUUGCACAGCCUGUUAUCGAAAAAUCUAAAUAAGAAAAGCAACAUUAAAAUUUUUAAGUUGGUGUAAAAUGUUGUAUAAUAAGUUGGAGUUUUUUUCAUAAAUAAUCUAAAUUAUAAUAAAUUUUGAGUUGUGUCAUUAUUCUUUCGAAUAAGCGAUAUUUCGACAAAUGAUUGAGGCCGAUGUUCAUAUUUAGUCGACGUUUCGAGCUCUAUGAGGUAAUUUUCAUGUCAAAAAAAUAAUAAACAAAUACGUUUAAGGAAUACCGUAAAGUCUCCUAAUGAUGAAACGUGAGUUUCAUAAUUAAUCUCUUAUCUAUAAAAAACGAAUACACAUACUUACUACUGGGAAAUACAGAACUAUGUCAAUAUUCUAUUCUAACUAUUUAAAUCCUAACAGCAUAUCUGUAUUAAAAAACGACAUAACAUACUGAUCAAAGUCAUACCCUGAGUGGACGACUUUGAUAGGUCACGCGUAAAUGCAUUUAAAUGUGUGUCUCACACCUAAAUCAAUCAAUCUAGCACAUUUUCUAAACUGACUAAGAAAUGUUUAUUAGGACAUAAUCAAACACGUCAAACUGGAAACAUUUUAAUCUGAGUGAACUGAUUUAAGUCCGGCAAUUAUGGUAAUUUUCCUUAGCUAUGCAACAUAUUUAAACCAUACUUUCAAGUACUUUACUAAAACAAAAGUGUCUGGAACUAAGAGAUCCAGUAUAAGCUUUAAAUAGCUUAUGACUUGUUCCACUGUGUCUUCUACGGGAGUAUUAUCAUCUUCAAAGUCUGUCAAAUAUACCGGAGUACCGUGAGCUUCAUCUUUUUUCCCGGUUCAGUAGUUAACCUUUUUUUUUACGUGAUGCUUGUUCCAAAUCGUUACCAUAACGCUUCCCUUUAAAAAACUGUGUUUAAACAUCAUUCUGCUCUUAAGUGGGAUCAUUGUCAUCGGAAUUUUUUUUAAAACCUUUUGAGAAUUGAAUGGUUACAUGCUUACUACCAGCUGAAACUAAAACUUAUUUAUUAGAUUACGUUUUAUAGAUGAAAUUUCGUUUUUGUGCAAAAACUGGAUAAUGUAUGGCGACUGAUGCUUUUUGAAUGGUUCGAGAUCCUAAUAUAUGCUGAUUUCGAUAAUAACACUAGCGGGUGCCUUACUUAUGUUUGCUUCUAACCUAAUCCUUGUAAAUUAUUUUGAAAUCUUCUACUUUUCUAUCAGAUUAAUCCAAAAAGGGGUUUGCAAACAUUCUCAAUUCUAACAUAGACUCCAGUCGGGAGUCUAUGUUACACAUAUUUUUAUAAAUAUUUUUCUUUUUGAUAAGUAUACAAAUAGAAGAACAGGAAAGUAAAACGUAGAGUACAGAACAGGUAACUAAAGUAGAUAUGCCAAAUUUGUAGUACGAUAUAAGAGCAUUAAAAAUAAACUUACAUAGAAAUAUAAAAUGAAGAUCAAUGUCACUCCACUUUAAAGUAUGUGUUAAACAACUUUUUGGUUAGAAUUUCCUUUCACAUGGUAUACAUUAAGGACGCUGAUCUUUGCGCUUCUCAAAUAAGGUGACGCGUAUGCAAAUUGAACGAUAACUGGGUUCCCCAAAUAGCCCCCCUCAGCGGUAUUAUUCAGUGUUAAGUGUACCUCCCUAUGAUUGGCUACUCUGCACGUGGCAAUAUUCUAAUUAUUAUUACUGUUUCGCAAACAACAAUUGUCAAAAGGUGGGUCAAGCCAAUCAGAGUGAGGUAUACUUGUGACCAACAGCGAGAAUUUGCUGAUCAUGCAUUUUUGCAUACGCACGCUAUGCAUACAGAGCAGCCUCCUUAUGUAUAGUCUCCUUGGAAUACAUGCAAUGACGUUAUUUUUUUUCUUUUUAUUCCUGCACUCAAUUAAUUUAUAUACCGGAUGUUAACGAUAUUACUAGUCGAGCGGUAACUCCGUCAAAAAAAAAAUUAAAUAAAUUUAAAGUUUGGUGAUGUUUUAUGGUUUGUAGGUAUAUUUAAAAAACUUACAUCUAUUUUAACCAUAAAUAUCAUCUAAUUUUUCGUUGGCACUCGAUAGUCCGUAUGAUGGUUUCAUGCUUGUCUAGGAACGUUUUGUUUUUGUCCUACAAUCAUACGCGAAAAAAAGACUCAAUGGCCUUACAGCUUGGUUCUUAGAAGGUAAAUUAAAUGAGAAAAUUUAAUCAUGUUUUUUUUAUGUCUCGAGAAUUUUAUUAUGAAUUUUUCUGUGCGAAACAUGAAAACUUUCAUUAUUAUUUUUAAAAAUAUGUAAUUACUUGCGGUAUAUCUAGACCAAACACAUACCUGAAUGUAAAACUUUCUCAUUUUUAAUAAACGGAGCUCUGUCCCACUGACGUUAGUUACUACAGCAAACCACGUUUGAAAACUUUAUAGUUUUAUUAUUUUUUUCUUAGAUUGUAAGGCAUAUUAUACACAAUUAUUAAUAUUUGUGAAAAUGUACAGGUUUUUAUUACUCCGGAACUGAUGCAUAUUUGUUACAUACUGUAAUUAUUAAAUAAGCGUUAAACGAUAGGAACUCCUGUGAUUGUAAAAAAUAAGAGUUUUCGUGCGGGAUCUCGAGCUUCAAUUUGGACAGUUUUCUGACAUUUUAAUUUAUUUUCAAAUGCAGUUUUAAGAAAAGUAUACGGGGUUGUCAAAUUAGAGUCUCAUCAACUGUAGUGGGUCGAUUAUGAUCUUAAAGUUUUUUCCUUCAGAUAUAAUUUAAACUCAAAAUCUACCGUUACUAUUCUUUUGAUAGGAAUCAAAAAAAAAUUCAGAUUAAAUUACAUUUUUCGAACCAAUUUUGAAAAUUUCUUUUUUGUCAUUUUGUGGUUAACACAUACCAUCAAAAUUACCUAUUUACUUGGUUUUGAGAUAUCGUGAUCUGAGAACUUGUUUGUUUUGUAGUUUUGAGGUUAUGUUCUACUUUUAAAGUUAAAAAUUCCUAUAUUUUGAAAUCUUGAUAUGAUCCCAUAGUUGAUUUCUAAAAGUUAUGGGAAAUUACACUAAAAUUUUAAAGCUUCUAUCUAGUUUAAUGUGAUUUUUUAGAUGAAAAUUUACAAACUCGUACAAUACAAAGCAAAAAUAGUUCAUUUUUUUAGAAUUAGGGAAUCCUGUCUUAUAUUGGAAAAUGGAUCAAAAACAAACAUAAAAAUAAGCUAAGGUUUUGGAUACUUUUUAGCUAUUCCUUACAUUGCUAUGAAAAAUUUCUUUUAUCUAAUUAAGCGACCUCAAAAGGCCACUAGUAUGAUAGUAUAAAAAAUAAAUUAUUCCCAAACCAUAUUCUUAAAAUCCGUGGGUGCUUCCACAUCAAAUUUGAUGGUAAAAAAUUAAUGUAAACGUAGAUCUUCGCUUAAUUCGUUCUUAAAUUGCAGUCAAUAAAAAGAGUUUUAAUUGAAACGAUUUACUAAAACCUAAAAAAGUUAUUACAGUGACGGCGCAUGAGGUUACCUAAUUAACAUAACACUUAGUGCAUGCUCAAAAGAUUUAUCUCUUAAAUUUUAACAAAUGAACCAAUUUUCAUUAAAACUUUAACAUCUUGAAUUCGAAAAAGAAAAAAAAUUACGAUAUAUAUAAGCCAGCACUUUUCUUAAUAAAAACAUUUUUUUCUCAAAAUUUGCUAGGUAGUAAAAUAGGCCAUUUUAAGCUCGAUACCCCAACAACCCUUGUUAAAUGUGUUGGAAAAAGUCCGAUUGUCGUAGGCGAUCGAUUGGCUCAUGUUCAACAUUAUUUUUGAUUUAAAUUGAAUUUAUAUAAUUUUGUAAUAAUUUUCUAGGAAAAUAUUAACUGGUAGUCUUUGAAGUUUAAAGUUUGGAUAUACUGAACUUAUGCAUUUUUAAACUAACAAGACUACUUAAAAAAAAGACUUUUGGAUUGGGUAUUUUGAUAUCAGGUUACUUGAAAUGUGCCAAGUGUACAGGGUGUUACAUAAUUCAAUACAAAUAUUUUAAGAGCUUAUUAUUGGAAUCAAAAUAUGACUAACUUCCCUAUAAACAUAUGUCCUAAUAUCUAACCUCUUAGAGCUACAGCCCGUGAAACUUGCUUGAAGAAUAUCGAUUGAACUGUGACUACAGUGGCUCGAAUAUUACGCUCUUAAAAUAUUUGUAGAACUGAAUUUUUGUCAUACAAGUCUAAAGCUUCACCUUAAUAAUUUAUUCUAUACUUUCUUAAAUAAGUAAAAAAAAACAUAGAAAAAAAUACUUGUUACAUUUUAACUAUCCUAUUUUCAAAAAAAAUAAUAAUUAAGAAUAGAGUGUUAAAGAAUUGUGUUAAAACGCAAUUGAAAAAUGUUGUUUUGUUUGUUGAUCUGUUGGCUUAGGAAGCGUGUCAGCUGGUCAAAUACAUUUUUUAAAAUCUUAUAAGAAUAUUUAAAACAAAAAUUAAACACAUAUUUUAUUUUAAAUCAUAUACGGUGCUUAGUUGGUACAAGGAGAGAUAUGCAUAUUGUAAUAAUGUUGAAAAUAUAUUUGUAAAUAAAAUAAUUUUUGUUGUAAGUAUUUUUGUAAAAAAUAAAAUGUAGACAUCCUGGUUUGUGAGAAAAACGAGUUGCUACUCGCUUAAAAUGAGUGAGUGGAAUUCGCACCAAUAGAUAAGUAUAUUAAAAUAAAGUGUAUAAAUCACAAUAUUUGUUUAAAUAAAAGUCGUUUUUAUUAUUA
Molecule: messenger RNA, 15696 nt
Organism: Anthonomus grandis grandis
Lineage: Eukaryota; Metazoa; Arthropoda; Insecta; Coleoptera; Curculionidae
Gene: Tcmet
Product: neuronal PAS domain-containing protein 2-like
Exons: 10
Coding region: 773-2794 (673 amino acids)
Biological process (GO): regulation of transcription by RNA polymerase II
Cellular component (GO): aryl hydrocarbon receptor complex; transcription regulator complex; nucleus
Molecular function (GO): protein dimerization activity; RNA polymerase II cis-regulatory region sequence-specific DNA binding; DNA-binding transcription factor activity, RNA polymerase II-specific
Source: RefSeq, a predicted model, not a curated record